Oreochromis niloticus (Nile tilapia) is the source of this 7232-nucleotide messenger RNA. It is a transcript of the gene espnlb, whose product is annotated as espin like b. Bases 3508 to 5592 code for a protein of 694 amino acids. The record is from RefSeq and is a predicted model, not a curated record. Gene Ontology annotation, molecular function: actin filament binding. Gene Ontology annotation, cellular component: cytoplasm. NCBI's taxonomy places the organism in Eukaryota, Metazoa, Chordata, Actinopteri, Cichliformes, Cichlidae. The transcript has 5 exons. Gene Ontology annotation, biological process: actin filament bundle assembly.
GUUGGAUAUUAUUGAAUAUUUUUUUGAAUAUCUGGUUACAGUGUACUGUAGGAGAUCAGAACUACAAUGGUAACACUUCACUGUCAUCUAUCUAAUAUUAAAUUGUCUGGAUACAUGAGAGAUGUUUAAAAAAUAAGUUACAUUUUCCUCAAAGCUUUUAUUUUCCAAUUCCACACCAAUGCACACUGUGUUUUCUUUUGACAUUAUUAUCAGUUCUUGGUCUCAUACUAAAUACAUUUAUACAAGGAAUAGGUAACUGAUUUUAAACUUUGAUAUACCGCAAUAUGCAGAAGUCUUGAGCCACCCCUAAUUGCUUUUGAUUUUGCUUCAGUAGCCAGACUUUCAUAUCAUUUUUUUAGAGUCAUCCAGUCCUUGUGGCAUUUUUUAAGCCACUUAACACUGACCUAGAAAUCAUUUAAGCAUAGAAAAGGUGCCUAACUCGAGGGAUGAGCCAUUGUUGUGUCUACACAUAACAGAUAAGUUAUAAAGAAGCAGUUUUGAAUAUUUAGACACUUUGUUACUAACAGCCUGUCACAAAAACAAUUUGUUCCCAUUUAUUUACUUGAAUCUCUGAAAAAUGUAAAGCACUGUUUGACAGGCAUAAAAUUUUGCAAUUACAAGGUGAUUUCCAAGGAGCCGCUAGCAGAAAACUCAGCAUGGUGUGCAGUGUGUCCUUACAAAUUUGAGGAAACUGACCAAGUGAAGGGAAAAAGAGGACAUUAAUUUAAAAGUAAAUUUAAAAGACAGAAACAAACCAAUUUAGUAGGUUAUUUAAUUUCAGUUUGUUGAUUGCUUAUCUCCAACACAUCAUACUUUUCUGACUGCCAUGUGUCAUAAUGCUGUAUAUAACUGUACUUGCUCUGUCCAGUCUUGGCAGGUUGAACGUCUAAAGAGCCAGAAAUGUGUCCGAUAAAACAUGACCCCAGUGAGAGACUGUUUUUGCUGACAGUGCAACCUGAUAAAUGGAUAACAUUAUCAUAAAGCUUUUCUAUGUUCUGUUACAUAAUAGUUAUCAUGUGCUCACCAUGUGCUCUGCAGUAGCAGGGCCAGUCAGGCUAAUCCCCUAAUAACAGAGGCAGAAAAACUGGGCUACACACAAAGGCCCUGGACUGGUUUAGCUGUCUGUCACCAAGCACCAACCAGUAUAUUUGUAAAGGUACUGUAGGUACUCACAUGUUGUGUUGUGGGUCUCUUUUCAUAUCUUCAUGCCACAUAUAUAUGCAUAUGCAUUCACGCGUUGCACACUUCCAAGAAAUUUUAAAGACAGCCGCUGGUUAAUUGAGGUUAACUUCUUUUUCAAGAAGCUUAGGCGAUAACUCGAUUCACAAAUCUCUAAAUACUGUGGGAGUGACAAAAUAUCCACCGUAACCUUGAUAUUUACAAAAUGAAAUGUACUAAUUACAUUACUUAUACAUAUAUUGUCGUAUCAUAGGUAAUCAUAGAAUGUAUAUUUUUUGUAGGCAGGGUUUAGUGUGAGGUUACAGACCAUUUCUCCAUCUGUCAGGAAUCUGGACAGAGGACACAAAUGGAUGACGAGGCAGAUUAAAUGAAAAAAAGCAAGGCUUUGUUUGGGCUGAUGAAAAAUCCAAAAACACAAAAAUUUCAAAAGAAACAUGAAGCAAAAAGAAGGAGAAUAAAUUUCCAUUGGUGCACUGACAGGGCAGCACAUCAAAUGAACCAACAAAAAAUGGGUGGUAAGCACAAUUAAACAUACACAGAGACUUGAUCAAUUCAGGAACCACCGAAGUUCAAAUCUACCACGAAAUGGAAACUGCUGGAAAGCCAGUGUAACUGUCCACAGUGAAACAAGUUUUACAUCCUGAUGCACUGAGAGGGUGCUUGACAGAAACUUGCACCUGCCCAUUUUUACACAUGAGCUAGUAACAGGUAGCUGAAGAAAAAAGUUUCAGGGUCAGACGAGCCAAAUAUUGAGCCACAAAGACAAGAUGUAUGUUCAGAGUAAUAAAGGUGAGGCGUUCAAACCUAAGAACACUGUACCAGCUGACAAGCAUGGGGGUGGUAGCAUCAUGCUCUGGGGCUGUUUUGCUGCCUGUGGUGCUGGUACACUGCAUAAAGUGGAUGAAAAGAUGAAGGAGGACCAUAUUGAGAAUUUGAGGACUGCGAUGGGUCAAUGACAGGAAGCUAAAUCAACUCUACCAAUUCUGCUAAGAAGAGUAGUCAGAUAUGCAGCCAGAAGUACAUCAGAAGCUUGUUGAGUGUCUGUUUCAGGUGCAAUUUGCUAAGGGAUGUAUAGAUGUAUAUACUUUUAACCCUAUGUGGAUUAGAGACAAUUAAAAAGAAAUUCACACUUGUAUAGCCAAUUCUUGUUUUAAUUGUUUUAAUUAGAAUCCCAAAUUACCAUAACAUUCAUGCUCAUGACGAGUGGAUGUAAACUUCUGAGGACAACUGUACAUUCAUAGAGCCAUCAGUCUAUAGGCUACUUCCAGGUCCAGGUCACCCUAUCCCACUGCUUUAAUUAUGCACACCAAGAAGGACCCCCAUCUGUGUUUUUAGUCCAGGUGAUGUUGUUCCUUGGUCUUUCUAUUUAUUGUCAGGUACUGAGUGAAAAGACAACCAUCAGUUUCUGGGUUCUCUGUGUCAUUAUUCUAUUUUCUAUUAUUAUUUUUUUGUAACUAAAAGCAAACUUUGAUCCAACUUUUAUCUUGUGUCAGAUUACUGGACUGUCAGGACUAUACGGUAGGUACAACAUACAUUCUGAAAAACAAAGGCUGAUUAAUACAACAGGAAAUUAGAGAGUGUUUAUAAUAAGAGUUUGACAACUUUUUGAAUAUAUAUAUAUAUAUAUAUUUUUCUCCACUGACUGUAUUUAACCUUAGAUGGCAAAUCCUAAAUUGAGAAUUUUUUGUGUUUUGUUUGUUUUUUUAUAAGUGGGGUGAAAGAUAUACAGCAAUCACUUAUAAACUGAUGAAAGUUGCAAUACAAUGUCAGUAUUAAAGGAAUUGAUAUAUUGUUUUAAGAAAAGGCACUAAAUUUGGUGUAUAUACAAACAGCUUUUAGAGGAUAGAAAUACCAAUAACAACAGGCUGUCUACAUUUUUCAUAAGUAUUUUAUAAAACCCUUAGCUACUAGGCUGUAAAAGUCACUCGUUGCUUUCAAAAGUGUACAAACAUUGUAAUUAUCUGUGUAGUAUUUAGUGUAUUGGAUGGCAUGAAGCAGGAUAUCAUGUCUCUCCCAACUCUAACAUGCUUUCUCCUGCACUCCGUGUGGGCUAAGCUACAGUCACUGAUCAGUUUCCAGUUUCACUGCCUAUUCUUACAAGUGCUACGAGCUGCGGCCUGCAUCUUUACAUUAACUCUGAAUGUGUGUGCGUGUGUGAGUGUGUGUCUGUGUGUGUUUGUGCCUUGGUGUUUUAGCCGAUUACUUGGGAGCUAUUUGCUGUUGUGUGGUCUGUGUCACAUUUCUGCACUGGUUCAGAUCAUCCUUUGCUGGUUUUACCUUUUCUGUAUCUACCCUCUUUAUUUUCAGAGGAGAUUCUGCAUGCAGUGAAUGAGCACAAUCAACAUGGAGAACAGCAAGCCAGUGAAGGAGGUGCCCCCCCUGCCUCGCCACCCGGCCCCUCUUCCUGUGACCUCUUCCUCUCUGACCCCUGCUGUCACUUCAAAACACCACGCUACAGGCUCCAUCCAGCAUGUGCAGGUGGCCUCAUCAGUGGUGACAUCGUUCAAUCAUCUGAGGCCUCCAGAGAGGGACCUCACGCCGUUCUCUCAGAUGAAGUCUGUUAAGUCUCUGAGACAUGCCGGCUUCACUGCGGUCUUCACUGGACAAGCGAAGCUUGACAGCGGGGAGGUGCCGGAGGAGUUACCAAUUGUCGACGUGAUCCUGGCUGACAUUGACUCCCUCGUGCCGACACAUGACGAAACAGGCCAUCCUAUUGCCGAGUGGAAACGACAGGUGAUGGUGCGGCAGCUGCAGGUCAGGCUGCAGGAUGAUGAGGAACAGAGGAGACAGGACAUAGCUAAUAGCUACAUGCCAGUGGAUGGCUGGAAGUACUCCCAAGCCCACAACGCAGUCUUGGGACCCUUCGGUGAACUCCUAACAGAGGAUGACCUGGUGUACCUGCAGCAGCAGAUUGAGUCUGUUUCACAUCAGAAACGCUGCCAGGCCUAUGAGCUGGAGCUGACCAGGCUGACUGAGGAGCUGAGGGCAAUUUUACCUGAUCCUAUUGUCAACAUUUCCCUCAACAGAGAGGUUCUGCAGCAGAUGGACUCUAAGGGGAAAAUGCACCUGACUUUGCCAAUCUGGUGCAGCCGUGUCUCAGAGAUUAUCAAGAAUAUGUCUCUCCUGGUGGCUAAUCUGACUCAAAUCACAGAAAAAGAUGGUGAGAUGGGGUUGGUGGAGGGCAUGGUGGAAGGGAUGAAGGUUUUACAGAAGAUAAAAGGUAGCCCAGGAAUUGAACUGGGACAGGGAUUAGUGCAGACUGGUCUAAACUCAGAGGAAGCCCAUGUGGAGGCCUCCAGUGUAUGUAGGAUACCGCACAUAGGGAUGGCAUCUGCUUUUAGCCAUCGUUUGGAGAGCAACAGCUACAGAAGAGCACAAAGGGAAAAGGUGGAAAGGGAGAUCCAGCAGUCUGGAGUCUCAGUUAGAAACCUCCGAUCAACCUUUGAGGGUCAGAUUGGUGGAAUUUAUCCCUUUGCUGGGGUUAUAAAAGCAGGAGGGGGGUUGACGAACCAAUCUGUAGAUGGAGCUUCAAGCGGAAAGAACAGCGAUGUCAAUACAAACUUCAGAUGUGAGGUCGGCCAACCUGACACUCCUAAAACAGCUGCACCUGUAAUGGAAACGACCAGCUUAAGAAAAGAGCGAAUCGUGGUGCUAUUCCUGAGCCACUGGAAGAAAUCUGCAUAUGCUAUUUCAGUGAGAGCAGCAAGGCAGAGGCAGGGACAGGCUGCAGCGCCAGGAAGAGUGACAGAAGCACAGCCCCAACAGAAAAUCCCCUCCAUGUUUCAAUUCUGCCAACAACGAGGUGCUGUGGAUAAAAUGCUGAACUCCUGGAGAAAUAAACUAGAACUUAGAGAAGUGCAACCUUUACCUUCCUUUAGCAUUUCACAAAAUCCUGCCCUUUGUGUAACCUACUCCCCAGAGCAAUUCCUUCCAGAUGUGGAUGGUGUUGCAGUGAGCCACGACACCUUGACCCUCGAUCUCUUUAUGCUGGGUUACUUUCACAUCUUAGAGCAGGAUUUGUCAGCUGAGGAGAGGAAGAUGAGACACCUCCUUUGCUUUGAGGUCUUCGACCAUGUUGGCAGUUUUCCUUGGGAGAAGGUGCGGGACUUCCAUAAAGCUGUCCUCCAGGAGAUCCAGGCUGGGAGGCGACAGUGGAGCGACGGCUUCGAGGACAUCAAAUUUCACUUCUUUGGUGAUUCAAAUCCAUGCCACUGUCCACCACCACCAUCAUCAUCAUUGCUGCCAGAUUCCAAAUUAGUACCCAAAGUUAUAGUUCAAAGUGCUACUCUGGAUGAGCGCUGCAGUGACACAGACUUCUCCUGCUUCCACAACGAAGACAUUUGUAAAUAUAUCGACCGCAGUUUUGCUUUCUGGAAAGAGAAGGAGGCGGAGUUGUUCGACUUUGAACAUUAAGUCUGCUUGUUAAACAUGAUGCUUUUGCACAGAUUGAUGUUGGUGUGUUUGUUUUGUUGAACUAACAAAAUUUGAUACGGAAUGCGUUGUAGCAGUAUUAAAAGGUGUGACUGAUAAAUAGAUGUAGUUAUUGUGUAGCUAGAAAAUAAUGUAAAAAAAAUGUGAUUUCCCAUUUUGUUACACUGACAAAGUUACAGCAAACAUUUCAUACAGUUUAGAUACUGUUUUCAGUUUACAUAAUUUGAGGGGUCAUUGCAAUUUGUUUGGACUCUAUUUAACAGGACAGUGCAGUAAAAAUACAUAUCGAAAGCAGUUUGAUGUUCAUGUUAAAUGUGUCCCAGCACAUGAAAACCGCUGCCUAAUAUGUUCUCGGCUGUGUAAAGUGACAGCAUGUCUUGUUAACAACACACACUGUGUAAACAUCGGCUACCCUGUGUUAGAAACCAGAAAGUGCUGAGUUUGAAAGACAGGGAGGAUCUGAUAAAAUAUGUAGAUGCAAAAGAUGCAUGUGCCUCUCAAACUGCAGUUAUGUUAAAACGGAAGUGCAUCUCCUGUCAGUUCUAAGAUUUUAUGUAUUGGGACUUAAUAGAGAAAUACAAAACAUGACACAUUAAACUGUAAACAUUAAGCCAAGAUGCAGGAGAAGCGUAGUACACUAUCACCAUCUUCAAUGGAAUUAAGAGGUUACGUAGCAGUCACGUGCUACUAAUCAAAUACACGUAAUUAACUGAUAAUUAGCCAGUGUGAGCGCCUCUAUAAAAGCAGAAGUUUUGGCAGUCUGCUGCUCUUGAGCACUGAGCAUUGAGGUGUUUGUUAUUACAAUGCCAAAGAGGAAAGAAAUAAGCAGUAACCUUAGAAUAGCAACUGUUGCUACCCAUCAAUCUGGGAAGUGUUAGUGUAAGGCCUUUUCCAAACAGCCAAUCUUCCCAGGAGUGGAUGUUCGUGAAAAUACAACCCAAGGUCAAACUGCAGAAAGGGUUGUCAAGAGAAAGCCUCUCCUUAAAAAGAACAUGGCUGCAUGGCUUAGGUUUGCAGAGUUGUAUCUUUAACAAUAAUCUUAGGACCGAUGAGUGAAGAUGUUUCACCAUAAUGCACAGCACCACGUUUGGCAAAAACCAAACACAGCAUAGCAGCACAAACAUCUGGCUUGAACGACAAGUCAGCAUACAGAGAGGAGGUGCAACAGCUAACGGACUGGUGUAGAGUCAACAACCUGUCUCUGAAUGUGGACAAAACAAAAAAGAUGAUUGUUGACUUCAGGAGAGCACGGGGGGAUUACUGUCCACUUAACAUCGAUGGAUCCUCUGUGGAGGUCAUCAAGAGCACCAAAUUCCUUGGUGUUCACCUGGCAGAGAAGCUCUCCUGGUCCCUCAACACAAACCCCCACACACCCCUCACACACACUCGUCACCAUGCUGCCUUCUCGCAAGAGGUACCGGAGCAUCCGGGCCCUCACUGCCAGACUGCGGAACAGUUUCUUCCCCCAAGCCAUCAGACUCCUGAAUACUCAGUGACUGGAAUCACACACACACGCACACCUUCAUACAUGUCACUACAAGCACUUAUCUGCAGAAUCUCUCUCUCUCUCUCUCUCUCACACACACACACACACACACACACACACACACACACACACCUUC